GCCCAUGAGGUGAUACUGAUUAAUGUGUGCCCAACCCAUUAAGAUUUACAAAGCCCACAAACCUUUCAAGAUUCCAAUUCCCCCUACCUUGCGUCUUUCUUCCCUUCCGCUGCAACCAAUGUGCAGACACAUCUUCGCCCUCAAAUGGAUUGGUAACUCGAACUUAAUCGUUACAUGGAUGAUGAUACGAUCAACAUGCAUCCUCCAGCAACAAGCCCCAGAUCACUUCAUCAACAAAUUCAAAUAUUUCUCUUCAUUUCUCCUCCAUUACUCUGUGCCUCCUUCUUCACCCAUUGAAGAAACGGGAGAAGAUUCCGCAUCUCAUUUACUCUCUCUCCUCUCGCUACCCAAUUGGCAGAAAAACCCACGUCUCAAAACCCUAAUCCCAUCGAUUUCCCCAUCACAUAUCACCUCUCUUUUCAACGAUAACCCUAACUUGAAGCCACAAACAGCUCUUUCAUUUUUCAAUAUCUUGUCACAGAGAUCUAAUUUUAGACCUAGUGUUGAGUCUUUUGCAUCACUGCUUACGAUACUGAUCAAGAAUCGAUUUUUAAAUGUGGCUGAAAAGAUCCGGAUUUCGAUGGUGAAGGCUUGCGAAACGGACGACGAUGCGAGGUUUGUUUUGGGGUUUCUGAGAAAAAUGAAUGCUGAUGAUGAUGAAGAAUUUGAAUGCAAAUUUAAGCUCAGUAUUAGAUGUUAUAAUACAUUGUUAAUGUGUUUAUCAAGGUUUUCGAUGAUUGACGAUAUGAAAUAUGUGUUUCUAGAGAUGUUAGAUGAUAAAAUCAUGCCGAAUAUUUACACUUAUAACUCCAUGGUGAACGGAUACUGUAAAUUGGGGAAAGUUGAUGCAGCUGGCCUGUAUGUUACCAAGAUUGCUCAAGCGGGGCUUAGUCCUGAUACUCAUACUUAUACAUCCUUGAUUCUAGGCCAUUGCAGGAAUAAAGAUGUCGAUAGCGCACACAAGGUGUUCGAUGUAAUGCCUAAGAAAGGGUGUUGCAGAAACGAGGUUUCUUAUACCAAUUUAAUUCAUGGGUUUUGUGAAGAAAGUCGUAUUGACGAAGCUCUGAAGUUAUUUCACCAAAUGGGAGAUGAUAAUUGCUUCCCUACAGUCCGUACAUUUACUGUUUUGAUUUCUGCAUUAAGUAAGUCAGGUAGAACAGCAGAAGCAUGGGCUUUAUAUAGCAAAAUGAGUGAGAAAAGUUGUGAGCCGAAUGCCCAUACUUACACUGUUCUCAUAGAUGCAAUGUGUAAAGAGAAAAAGUUGAAUGACGCACGAAAGUUAUUAUAUGUAAUGGAAGCUAAAGGAGUGGAGGGUACUGUUGUGACAUAUAAUGCUUUGAUUGAUGGGUUUUGUAAGGAAGGAAAGGUCGAGAGUGCAUUCGAGAUGCUUAAAAGAAUGGAAAAGAAAAGGUUAAAACCAAAUGUCCGGACAUACAACGGGUUGAUUGGUGGGUAUUGUAAAGGUGAUAACAUUCACAAGGCAAUGGCAUUGCUUGAUAAGAUGAUGAAGAUGAAACUUUCACCUACUGUUAUCACCUACAACUUGCUAAUCAAUGGACAAUGUAAGCAUAAUCAUGUUGAUAGUGCUUAUCGGUUAAUCGGUUUGAUGAAAGAAAAUGGUGUUGCUCCUGAUGAAUGGACUUAUAGUUCCCUAAUUGAGGCUUUAUGUAAACGAGGGAGCGUAGAAGAAGCUCAUUUGUUGCUUAAAGAAAAGGGCAUAAAAGCCAAUGAAGUUACCUACACAACUCUUAUAAACGGGUAUUUCCAAAUCGGGAAAGCGGAUCUUAGCAUGGGUCUGUUUAAAGAAAUGUUGACCAAUGAUUUCUCACCGAAUUCUUGGACGUAUAAUGUGCUGAUUCAUGGAUUAUGUAAAGAAGAUAAGAUUCAAGAAGCUUUAAUGUUAAUCGGGAAGAUGAUCAAGAUAGGUUUUGAAGUGGAAAUCACUACUUACACAAUCUUUAUCGAACAUUUGUUAAAAAGUUUCGAUUUUUUUGAAGCCCAUAAGCUGUUCAACCAAUUGGGUGCUUCUGGAUUGAAGCCCGAUGUUUGUACAUACACUUCUUUUAUACUUGCAUAUUGUACUCAAGGAAUGAUAAAAGAAGCAGAAGAUAUGAUGAAUGAAAUGAUUCAAAAAGGUGUCAAACCAGACACCGCCACAUAUACGGUUUUCAUAGACGCGUAUAGCCACGCGGGACAGAUAAACUGUGGUUUUGAUUUCUUAAAACGUAUGAUGGAUGCUGGAUGUGAGCCUUCACAACAUACAUACGCAAUAAUCUUGAAGCAUCUUUUGAGGAAAAACUACAAGUCAAACACCGGAAUCGACAAUGUCAUUCCGGUGAACACCGUGUGGAAGAUAAUGGAAUUCGAUGAUGCAAUCGAGCUGUUUUCGGAAAUGGUCAAACGGGGUUGUGAAUUGAAAGUCAACACGUUCGAUGCGUUGACCAAGGGGUUGUGUAAAGAAAGGCGGUUGGAAGAAUCUUUAAAGUUGGUGAAUCAUAUGUUGACAAACGGGAUUUCUCCAAAUGAAAGUAUAUACACGUCUUUGGUGAAUUGUUCGUGUUACUUGAAAAUGUUUGAUAAAGCAUUGAGUUUAGUGAACAACAUGGUUGAAAACGGGAUUUUGGUAGAUUUAGAGUCGUAUAAGUUGCUUAUUUGUGGGUUAUAUGAGGAAGGAAAGCAUGAGAAGGGUGAGGAAGUGUUUUGUAGUUUGCUUGAUGGGUAUAAUUCGGAUGAGGUUGUUUGGACAAUUCUUCUUGAUGGGUUACUUAAACGAGGUUUGGUUAAAAGGUAUUUUGAGCUUGUGGGUGUUAUGGAGGAGAAAGGCUGUCAUCUUAAUCGAUAUACUUAUCAAAUGUUAGUUGACCAAAUGGGUGUUUAAAUAUAAAUACUUACAAUAAGAUCAUCAUGCAUAUUGGGAUCUUUGGGAAGAAAAUAUGAUCUAGGGUUCUUUUUUGUAAGAAGAAAUUGACUGGGACUGGGACCCACACAAUGGAGAUUGAAGGUUCAUGGUUUAUACGAUCAUUAUUCUUUAAAGCUUGUCCAUUUUCAGAUGAAGGUAAAUCGGUGAACAUGGGAAACUGGGUUUCUUUGUUCCAAAAUAUUGACAAAGAUUUUUGAGGUUAGAGUUUGUUAGUUAGAUGCGGCUGGCUGGCUAUACAUAAUUUUGUGAAUUGAAAUGGGAAUCAUUUUAACGCUGCUUAAUCUGAUUGUAGAUUUGCUUUGUCUUUUAUGAAAUAUAAGAUGUAUAAAAUUCAACACAAACUAGUAGGUAGAUUGGAAAUAGAUCUCUUGCAUUUGUAGUGCAAUUCUACCAGAUUGCUGCAUGAAUUUCGUUAUUUUGAUGAUAACUGGAUUGAAAUGAUUUGAUUGAUGUUAUGAGGAAACAAAGUUGUUAGUGAUA
Lactuca sativa (garden lettuce) is the source of this 3400-nucleotide messenger RNA. RefSeq names its product Pentatricopeptide repeat (PPR) superfamily protein. Gene Ontology annotation, molecular function: protein binding. NCBI's taxonomy places the organism in Eukaryota, Viridiplantae, Streptophyta, Magnoliopsida, Asterales, Asteraceae. The record is from RefSeq and is a predicted model, not a curated record.